UUCCUGUCUUUUAAAAUGGGUCGUUGUGUUGGCAAGCCACUGACGCGCGUAAACAACAUAUUUGUUAUGGCGCAACGAGUGCUGAAGAAAUCAUCAGACGAGCACAUUUCAAUAAAAUUAUCAAUUUGAAACGUUCUGUGCUCGUUACGUACUGUCCCGGAAAAAAACAACCGGAAGUUGGAAGUCAUCAAUACCCCAUUCAUCUAUUCACGCUGAAGCAGACAGGCUGCAAACAGGUGAGUUAGUGUUUAUCGUAAAGUGUAGUUUUGGGGAGAUUCAAGAAUCGCUGAAAGUGUAAUAGAGAUGUAUGAAUACCUGCUCGGGAUGGUGGUCUUUUAUUAUCUCUAUCGCUGGUAUAAGGAAAAGAAAAGAGUGUCAGAGGAAUGCGAGAAGUACGUGUACAUCACGGGGUGUGACUCCGGCUUCGGCAGGCUGUUAGCCAGGCGCUUGGACGCGCUGGGCUUCUGCGUGAUCGCGUCCUGCAUAACGGAAAAGGGCGAAGGGGACCUUAAAAAAGACUGUUCCGCUAGACUGACCGCCGUGCACCUCGAUGUCACCAAGACUGAUAGCGUGAGCAAAGCGGCUGAACUGAUCAAAACCAAAGUUGGGGAAAAAGGCUUGUGGGGUUUGGUGAACAACGCAGGGGUGUCUGUGCCGUGUGGACCCUGUGACUGGCUGACCAUCGAAGACUACAAGUCUCUGCUAGACGUUAACUUGAACGGACUGAUCGCCGUGACCCUCAGCGUGCUCCCCCUCAUUAAGAAAGCAAGAGGGCGUGUGGUGAAUGUGGCCAGUGUGCUCGGUCGGAUUAGUUUACAGGGUGGACCGUAUUCCAUUUCCAAAUUUGGAGUAGAGGCCUUCAAUGACAGUAUUAGGAGAGAGAUGAUUCAUUUUGGAGUCAAAGUCAUAUGCAUAGAACCAGGGUUUUUUAGAACCAAUAUGAGUAGCAGUGAUGUUAUUCAAAGGCAAUUUGAGAAACUUUGGGCCAAAUUGCCACAGGAAAUCAGAGAGGAUUAUGGAAAUGAUUACAUUGACAAAGUGUUCCACCAAAAGCCGGUUCUGGAAAAGAUGCUAGAUGAUGAUCUGAUGAAAGUGGUGUCCUGCAUGGAGCACGCCCUCUGUGCUGUCCAUCCUCGCACCCGCUACUCCGCAGGCUGGGACUCCAAGUUCCUGUGGCUGCCUCUGUCCUACAUGCCGUCCUUCAUCUCUGAUUACCUGCUCAUCAGAAAGGGAGCAAAACCAGCAAAAUCUGUGAUAUAGCCUCAUAUUUCUGUUUAGUAUGGGAACAACAUAUUGCUAUAGUGAACUUAUCUAUCACUACCUAACAUAGGCAAACCGUAACAAAAUACAUACAUUCAUUGUUGAGUGUGCUAAUUACAUUAAUUGGAAAGUAGUAUUGACGUUUCAGAUAUGAAUUUUUAUGUAGUUUUGUAAAGUUUUAUUAUUCUCAUGUAAUCAGGAAAUGACAUUGCAAAGCCUGAAUUAGAAAUUCAAAUUUAGUUCAUAUAAGUACAUGGUUUUAAGCAGAUGUUCUUUGGGUCUUAGUUUGGUUAGUGUAUUUUAAUAUGUUAUAAGUAUAGUAAGUAUGUUUUAAUGUUGUUAUACUUCUGCUUCUCUGGGGGUUUUUUUGUCUGAUGUUUAAUUUUCGUCCCUCUUAAUAGGUUACUGUGGCUUGGCUUCUAGCUGCCAAUCUGACUGGACUAUUCAGAUUUGUACUGGAUUGUGUAAAUAAAGAGGCUGAUACUCUGAA
Messenger RNA from Paramormyrops kingsleyae, 1750 nucleotides. RefSeq names its product retinol dehydrogenase 7-like. Gene Ontology annotation, cellular component: intracellular membrane-bounded organelle. NCBI's taxonomy places the organism in Eukaryota, Metazoa, Chordata, Actinopteri, Osteoglossiformes, Mormyridae. Gene Ontology annotation, biological process: steroid metabolic process. The record is from RefSeq and is a predicted model, not a curated record. Gene Ontology annotation, molecular function: oxidoreductase activity.